AUGAAUAGAAUUCUCGUUAUUGGCGCUGGCGAGCUAGGAACUCACGUGCUUCGGUCUUUGAUCCAACACCCAUUCGGCCAAAAUGCCACCGUGUCUGUGCUAUUGCGAUCGGAGACUAUUGGGUCAGCCGAUCCGGUUAAACAGAGAGAGGUUCAAUCCUUACAAGAAAUGGGAGUAAAGUUGGUUCCCGGGGACAUUGUGCAUGACGAAGAAUCAAUUCUCAUCUCGAUCUUCGCCGAGUAUGACACCAUUAUCGGCUGCACAGGCUUUGUUUCUGGAAAAGGGGCCCAAGUCAAGUUAGCAUCUGCUGUCCUUGCAGCGAAAACGACCCGGUAUAUCCCCUGGCAGUUUGGAGUCGACUAUGAUGUUAUCGGGCGCGGUUCUGCGCAAGACCUAUUUGAUGAACAACUCGACGUUCGGGAUAUGCUCCGCUCACAAGCGACGACCAAAUGGGCUAUAAUAUCGACUGGGAUGUUUACAAGCUUUCUGUUUGCGCCAUCAUUCGGAGUGGUGGAUUUCGACAAUACCACUGUCUGUGCCCUGGGAAGCUGGGAGAAUCGAGUCACCAUCACCACACCUGAGGACAUCGGGAGGUUCACUGCGGAGAUUUUGCUUGGAAAGGACUCGGAUGCCCUCGUUUCUAAUCAAGUCAUCUUUGUUGGCGGCGACACGAUCGCCUACGGGGAGUUGGCGCAGUUGGUGGAGAGACUGGCACAGAAGCCGUUCGAGAAAAGGGUUCUCAUGGUGACCGAUGCACAGACUGCCCUUGCGAAGGACCCAAGCAAUGGAUUAUUGAAAUAUCAAAUGGUCUUCGGCCAAGGACGCGGUGUUGCAUGGGAUCUGAAAGAGACGUGGAAUUUCAAACAGAGUCUCACCGCAAAAUCAGCAGAGGAAUGGGCCAGAGAGAAUCUUGUGUAG
Messenger RNA from Penicillium antarcticum, 918 nucleotides. Its product is annotated as aromatic alcohol reductase. The transcript has a single exon. The coding region runs from base 1 to 918 and encodes 305 amino acids. Lineage: Eukaryota; Fungi; Ascomycota; Eurotiomycetes; Eurotiales; Aspergillaceae. The record is from RefSeq and is a predicted model, not a curated record. Gene Ontology annotation, molecular function: oxidoreductase activity.